Messenger RNA from Petromyzon marinus (sea lamprey), 2128 nucleotides. RefSeq names its product calcineurin like phosphoesterase domain containing 1 (gene CPPED1). Gene Ontology annotation, molecular function: hydrolase activity. The record is from RefSeq and is a predicted model, not a curated record. Lineage: Eukaryota; Metazoa; Chordata; Hyperoartia; Petromyzontiformes; Petromyzontidae.
CCUAUGCGCUCUACGAAAUCAAAUCAAUCAACGGCGGGGCCACGUGACCAGCGCGGGCAAUCAACGAACACGUGACUAAUUAGGAGCGCGUGACUAAUCGGGAGCAGGGGACCCCGAAAGGGCGCGGUGAUUAAUUCGGAGCACGUUGCCCAUCAUGAGGAGCGGGUGACCAAUUAGGAGCGCGUGGCUAAUUAUUCUGGGCGGGUGACCAAUCAAGAGCGCGUGACUUAUCGGGAGCGCGUGGACCCCCCAGUGGGAGCGCGCGUGCGGGGAUGGAGGUGGAGUUCACGCGGCGUGCGCGCGAGCGACGCUUCCUGGGCCUGGAUGAGCGCGAGUGGCAGGGCAGCUUCUUGUUUGUGCAGGGCGCUGACCCCCAGCUGGGGCUGAUGAAGGAGUGGGAGUCGGGGGUGUUGAGCGUGGCGGGUGGGGACGAGUGGGCCGAGGAGCUACGUCUCGCGCGUGCUGCGGUGGCGGCCGUCAACCGCAUGCAGCCACGGCCACGCUUCCUCGUGCUGUGUGGCGACCUCGUGCACGCCAUGCCUGGGCAAGCGAACCGCGCGGCGCAGGAGGAGGAUCUGCGAGCUGCCCUGUGCGAGCUGGACCCCGCCAUCCCGCUCGUGCUGCUGCCGGGCAACCACGACAUCGGCAACGCCCCCACGGCCGCCACGUUGGAGGCGUACCGCCGCUCCUGGGGGGACGACUAUUUCGCUUUCUGGGCGGGUGGCGCGCGCUUCCUUGUGCUUAACUCGCAGCUCUUCGUGGACGCGUCGCUCUGCCCCGAGCUAGCGGAGGAGCAGGAGCGCUGGCUCGAAGAGCAGCUCGAGAGCUACAAGGCGGAGGGGCCGCGUGGGCCACUCGUCAUCCUGCAGCACACGCCGCUCUUCCUCGUCGCACCCGACGAGGACGACGACUACUUCAACGUGGAGCGCCGUGCGCGACGGCGCCUCCUGGACAAGUUCAGCGCCGCUGGUGUCUGUGCCGUGUUCACCGGGCACUACCACCGCAACGCGGGAGGGCGCUGCGGCGCCGUCGAGGUGGUGGUCUCCUCUGCCAUCGGCUGCCAGAUAGGCAGCGACGUGUCAGGUCUCCGUGUCGUCACGGUAACCGAGGCUGGCGUGCGACACCGAUACUACGGGAUGGACCAGAUCCCGGAACGCGUCGAGCUUGACGUGGAGCAGUGACCCUCGUGGAAAAACAAACGGGCGUGGGCGCGGCGCCUGAUCAGCACAGGGUGGUGGCGGCUGCAGCUGCUCACAAUAGAUUUUAUUAACUGAGAAAAGCACAUGGCCUUCGUAAAGCUGGAUCAUCGAGCUGUAACUCGGGUGUGUGUGUUGAACAUGGAUUUAGAAAUGACAGGGGGAUGGAUGGGGGGGGGGGCAGUGGAGAGGGAAGUGGUGGGGCAGAGAGCCGUUGCCAAUAAAGCGCCCGUGUCAUUUGGGAGUGGACGCGUCAUGGGCCCUGCUUGAGAUGCAACGCGCGCGCGCAGGCUGCACCGGGACAUGAGCACACAGCUCACUUGCAUUUAGGCCGUUUUAAUGUUUAAUCACGUAUACGCCGUGGUUACAUUGUAAACAAAAACACCAGGGAUUAUAUUACACGCGGUCUCGCUGUGCUACCCGGGAAGCCACGUAUUGCUUUGCCUCGACACCGCUCGCACCUCUGUCCUCUUCAUUUCCGGAUCGCCAGAAAUUGUUUCUGUAACCAUUAUGGAAAUUACGCCACCUCUAGACCCUGCAGCCGAGACGAAUCAGUCAGCGACAAAAUGCAGCGUUCCCCACGGCCGUGUCGGGCCCGGGCACGGCUCGGAGAGGGGUCCGCUCACCCCGCCGGGCCUGCUGUUCACACAGACGCACGGCUGGAAUGUUUUUAGCGAGUAGUAUUAGCUUGGAAUGGACAAAAACCCCAACAUUUUCCAUGUAAUUUCACUAGUGUAUGACUUGUAAUUAUAAAUAUAUGGAAGCGUGGACAUCACACGGUCUUACAAAAUACCCACUGAAGUCGUGUACACAUUACGAGUGCGUUCCAUAAAAAGCUUACGUAUGUAUGUAUGAUUACACAAUCACAUGGCUCAUGCACAUUUCGAAUUGUAGACGAGAGUUAUUAAUAUUAACAUUACAACGUCAAAAAA